Molecule: messenger RNA, 681 nt
Organism: Alternaria arborescens
Lineage: Eukaryota; Fungi; Ascomycota; Dothideomycetes; Pleosporales; Pleosporaceae
Exons: 1
Coding region: 1-681 (226 amino acids)
Source: RefSeq, a predicted model, not a curated record
AUGAUCGCCAGCAUCUUUGCUCUAUCCUUGUCGCCAGCCAUCCACCAAGCCCUUGGCCUUCCAACUGGCACGAACAUACUACCAAUCACGGCUUCUUUUGGGAUACCCACAUAUCUCGCAGCAUCCUUAUUCUACCCCACAAACCAACCCGAACCUACUCCUGAGCAAUCAAUCCGCUUCACGCGUAAAAACGACUUCUACCGCGCAGGUGUAAUCGCAACAUACGGUCGGCUGUUCGAUGCGCCGUACAACGUUACACGCUUCUUGAUGGAUGUACUAUUGAGUUACGGCGCCGACCAAGUCAUCGGCGAACGUGCUGUUGGCACGAAACAGCGGCGAUCAAAUUUUCUGGUUGCCUUGACGUGGAUUGUCGGUAGCAGAAUGGUCGCACUCUGUCUGGCGUUCGAUACACCUGUCCUGCAAAGACUCGUCGUCAUGGUGGAUCGAACGCUCUUUCGCACGGCCUAUGUCGCGCUGGUAGAUGACGUUCUCGGUGUUUUGACCCAACCUAAUGUUCGAACCUUCAAAGGGAAGAUCACCCUCAUCGCGACCCAAGCAUUUGUUAUCUGCGCGAUCGGACUAGUGUUCGUUGCAUGGGCAAUGAGCCAUUCUGGCGAGAUAGAGAGCGCCUUAGCCGAAAUGAAUGCAGAGUUAGGUGACGUCAGCUUAAAGACUCCAUGA